UCUGUUCGCCUAACCUAUAUGAGGAGGCUGAUUGGAUCUCUCCGUUCAUUUAAAUCCCUCUUUAUCCACUUCUGAGGCUUGUUAAACAAUAAUCCCCUCGGAUCGUCCUUCUUUUGAAAGAGAAAGACUGUUAGUGAUGAGCACAGUCAGGUUACUCAGAACUUUAUCCUGGAUGUCGGAUGAGGACAACGUGACUGGGGUCCAGUCCCAGGGCUUGGUCCUGCAGCCUGCCUGGGACUACCUCCACCAGAACCACCACGACCUCCUGAGGAGCCCUCUGUUCCCCGUGAUCCUCUCCGUCACCACCUACUUCCUCCUGGUUGGUAUUUACACUGUGCUCGACCUGAUGGCUCCCACCUGGCCCUGCAUUAACCGCUACAGGCUCCAUCCUGACAGACCCGUCACCUGGCCCAACAUCUGGACCACCCUGGGCGUCACCAUCUACAACCAUCUCCUCUACAUCUUUCCGGCUACAGUUGCCCAGUGGCUGUGGAGGCCACCCACCCCACUGCCCUGCGAGGCACCCACACUCUGUAGCUUCUUCCUGGGCAUCCUGGGCUGCAUGGUGGUCUUUGACUUCCAGUAUUACCUGUGGCACCUGCUGCACCACCGGGUGCCGUGGCUGUAUCGCACGUUCCACGCCGUGCACCACCAGUACAACCAGCCUUUCAGCCUCGUCACCCAGUACCUGUCCGGCUGGGAGUUAUUCAGCGUGGGAUUUUGGGCUACAAUAGACCCCAUCCUGCUCCAGUGCCACUGCCUCACAACAUGGGGCUUCAUGGUAUUCAACGUAUACACUUCCACUGAAGACCACUGUGGCUACGACUUCCCCUGGUCCAUUCAUAACCUGGUGCCCUUUGGCCUCUGGGGUGGCGCACCAAAGCAUGAUGCUCACCACCAGCGGCCCAACACUAACUUCGCCCCAUUCUUCUCUCACUGGGACUGGCUGGGGGGCACCCACUCUGUGCCAGCUCCCUCGGGCCACGCUGCUGCGGGAGAGCCAGACGAGGUGCAGGGGAAAAAAGACUAAAGAGCUGGAAUGAAUCUCUCAUUGACUCUGUCGCUCUCUUACUCAAUCUGCCUCUUUUGUACCUGCUCUCACUCCAACACUUGUUUUUUCAGACCAGUUUCUCUCUUUCCUGUCUGUCUGUCUGCCUUUCCUGUCUUUUUGAUACUAUUAUAUUGAUUCACCCUAUUUUGAUGUCUGCUCUCUAACAGAACAUGGAUAUUAGGAGCUGAUAAUCAGUCUAACAUUUGACUAUCUGGUAAGUUGUUGAGAAGAGCUAUCUUUAAUGUCUGUUUGUACAAUGAUAGUAUAGAUUAUCCUGUACUGUUGUGCAUUUAUCUCUUAUUCAUAGAGAUUUCCCAUUAAUGUGUUGGUGUAAUGUCUCUGUGGCAUUCUCAGGUCAGCUUCCACACGUUUCUGAGCUUUUAUUGAGCAUUUGCAGAUGGUAGGUGGUGUGAUCUGUCGGAGGGAUUACACACACGUUAGCACGUACAUUGUCCCUCUCUCCCUCCUCAGCACUGACCCUCUCACUCACACGCAUGAAUAGCAGGCUUUUAGCUGCACCCCAGUAUGAUGCGUGGGCGCAAUACUAAUCUAUCGUCCUCUCUUUGAGACCAAAUGCUUUCACUGGAAGGUUCUUAUUAAAACUCCCCCCCCAAA
This is a messenger RNA of Epinephelus lanceolatus (giant grouper), 1666 nucleotides long. RefSeq names its product cholesterol 25-hydroxylase like 2 (gene ch25hl2). The record is from RefSeq and is a predicted model, not a curated record. NCBI's taxonomy places the organism in Eukaryota, Metazoa, Chordata, Actinopteri, Perciformes, Serranidae. Gene Ontology annotation, biological process: lipid biosynthetic process. Gene Ontology annotation, molecular function: oxidoreductase activity; iron ion binding.